Sphenostylis stenocarpa is the source of this 867-nucleotide messenger RNA. NCBI's taxonomy places the organism in Eukaryota, Viridiplantae, Streptophyta, Magnoliopsida, Fabales, Fabaceae. The record is from the annotation of a GenBank genome assembly.
AUGGAUUUGGAGUCUUCUUCUUUCAUGGUCACCCAAGAGGAGUUCAAUCUAUUUCAUAGAAUAGACAGAGAAUUGUACAAAAUUCUUGUGAUGAUUCUCUUCCGCGAACCAGGCGAGUGCAUGCAAGUCCAUGGCUUGUGGUUGUGGCUGGAGAAGGUGGGGUUUCGCAACGUGGUGAAGACGAUAUUGGCGUUGCCCAACAUCUUGAUCGAUGAGGUUGCAGAGGAAACUGUUUUGUGUCUGAACUGUCUUAACAACAAUAGCUUCAUAGCACCUUCCUCCUCUUUCGAAAACAGUGAGAUACCCCUUCUCCAGAGUCUUGUGGAUAAGGAAAUAUCACUUCAGUUCCUGUAUGAAAACCGCGUUAGUGCGCUCCAAGGCGUGGCUAAAUUGAUGCAAGAUGUGUGUGUGAGGGCUUUCACUGACAUCAUGCAGCAAGCCAUCAUAAGGAACUCGAAUGAUAAAGUGGUGGAGGCUCAAAAGAUGACGAUUAAAGCAAGUCCAGAUAACCUGAACCAAAAGGCUUUGUGGUUUGGUUCACUUGGACAAUUGAGGAUUGAUGUUCCAGCUGAUGAUAGAACUUUGUUUGUGACCUUCUCCAAAGGAUACCGCGUGGCCGAGUGGGAGGUGAGAGAUUUCUUUACUAUGGCAUAUGGAGAUUGUAUUGAGGCUCUUUACAUGCAGGAGGUGCAGCCAAAUGAGCAAGCGCUGUUUGCUCGCAUUGUUUUUCGCAUCUCUUCCACCAUUGACAUGAUUCUCAGAGGAGCUACCAAGGCCAAAUUCACCAUCAAUGGGAAGCAUGUGUGGGCUCGAAAGUUUGUGCCGAAAAGAAUUGCUGCAAAGAGUACACUGACAACAACGCUUUAG